AUGGCGGCGCCCAUGCGGGUGCUUCCCCGAUUGCCAGUAUUGGUGAUUUUAGGAGCUACUGGCACUGGGAAAUCCAAACUGGCAUUGGAAUUAGGUAGCAGAUUCAAUGGUGAAAUCAUCAGCGCAGAUUCCAUGCAGGUCUACAAAGGUUUGGAUAUAAUAACAAAUAAAGUGCCAGCAGCCGAGCGUCAGCAGUGCCCUCACCAUAUGAUAGAUUACGUGGACCCGCUCGGCAGAUACACGGUCGUGGAUUUCCGUAACAAAGCCGUGCCAAUUGUAGAUGAUAUUUUAUCACGUCAGAAACUUCCCAUCAUCGUUGGCGGCACCAACUAUUACAUCGAGUCGCUGCUUUGGAAUAUACUAUUGGAGAUGCCGAUCAGAGACUCGGGUGAAUUGAUUCUGAACAAAGAACUUCACAGAAAAGGUGAACCCUCACUAACACCGGGAAAACGUAGUUGGAACGAUGAUAUAGCCGGGAGUGCUCUGAAAGUGAAAAUGCAGAAGACUGAGGGGGACGUUGGUGAUUCUAAUGUGAAAAUUGAAGAAAAGGACCAUGAGGAAAAAGACGAGACUAAAAAAGGGGUGAUGAAAAGUGAACUUGAAAAUAAAAGAGAGGAACUUAGACAGUUUAUUUCUAACAUUGAACUUGACAAAGUGAGUGGAACUGAACUUCGAUGCAAAUUAGAAGCAAUUGAUCCAGUUAUGGCAGACGGAACUCAUCCCAAUGAUAAAAGAAAACUAUUUAGAAGUCUGCAGGUUUUUGUGGAUUAUGGUGUGAUACACAGUGAAUUACUUGAAAAGCAGCGUUCAACCGAGGGUGGAAGCGUGCUCGGAGGUCCUCUCCGUUACAAAGAUGCGUGUAUAUUGUGGCUACAGUGUGAAAGAUCUGUUUUAGAUGAGAGGUUAAACAAGAGAGUAGAUGAAAUGAUGGAUGCAGGACUUUUAGAUGAGCUGAAUGAUUUCCAUAGCAACUACAACCAAGAGAGACUUAAAAGCCACAAACCGGAGAGUGAAGAACUGUACACACAUGGUAUAUUUCAGUCUAUCGGAUUUAAGGAGUUUCACCCGUAUUUGCUUUUACCAGAAGACGAGAAAGACAAGGAUCAUGGCAAGAAAUUACUGGAAAAUGGCAUCCAGGCUUUAAAGUUAGCAACCAGACAGUAUGCUCGGAAACAGAACCGAUGGGUUGGAAAUAGAUUUCUGAAAAACGGUCUCAGCAAAAAGACAAUAGCUACUAAAAAGAAAGUGGCCAUAUGUUCCGUUCAGAUUACCGAGUACGCAAUCUUUAGGACUAAUAGACAGGGGUGA
Messenger RNA from Saccoglossus kowalevskii, 1308 nucleotides. RefSeq names its product tRNA dimethylallyltransferase-like. Gene Ontology annotation, biological process: tRNA modification. Gene Ontology annotation, molecular function: tRNA dimethylallyltransferase activity. NCBI's taxonomy places the organism in Eukaryota, Metazoa, Hemichordata, Enteropneusta, Harrimaniidae. Gene Ontology annotation, cellular component: mitochondrion. The record is from RefSeq and is a predicted model, not a curated record.